ACAUAAUUUAAACGUCAUAUCCGCCCAAAGCUAUAAUGCUUGAAAUAAUUAAAACUGUCGUCUUUGAGCUGUAAAAGUUUCUGGACAGUGAUAACGGACAUAAGUAGUACAGUGUUAUGGAUAUUUGUAGAGAGAAAUUACAUUUCCAAACAUGUAAUGGAUGCUGAAGACUUGGAAAAGGAUCUGUUUAAAAAUUGGGUCCGCGGUGCAAAGGGUUUAGAGUACUUACAGGAAGGACUUCAAGACUUUGUUGGAGAUAAAGUGGAGCUUUGUCGUAAUCAAUCAAUACAAAAAAUAACAAAUGGUUGGCCGACAGGAUCUGCGCGUCAGUGCAACCAGUGUACGUCUCAAAAUCUUCUGCCUGAACACGCGAAUAAGAGGAACACAUGUAGCAGAAGCACAUGCAUAGAACAAAAACCAAAUAACUGCUUUGGUAGUAAACCAAAGGGUCGUGGAAAAUGUCCAAAUGGAAUAUGCAGUAAAUUAUAUGAUGAAAUCGUACUUGAUCAUUCUUCGGGAGAUCCGCUAUGGAAGAACUCAGAUCCAAGUACGUGGUGUUCAGAUCCACUCGGAUGGAGCUUCGGGAAAUGUUUCCAAACAACAAUAAGCCCAGGUACAUCAGCUAGCUCAUCCGAUGCUGCUGGACUCCUUAGCAUUCUUAUCAAUAACAUGACAAUACAAAACGACUGGCUGGCGUGCAAUGACAUGUCUUCAAAAAUAACGUGUCCUUUUAACAGGGCCAGAGACAUUCGUAAUGCAAUUCUGCAUAGUUCAAAACUCGAACUUGAUGAACCGACGUUAGGCUAUUAUUUAGAUACAUUCAUAACAGUCCUUCAAGAUGCAAAAUGUCUACUAAACUACAACGGAUCGAAACAAGCUGUUAAGAAACUAUUACAGUUAAAAAACCAACAGGACAAUAUAAGACAGAAGGAUGUAACAAGACUAAUGCAAAAUCGGAAAGAGGCGUUGUUUGAACUAGAGGAAAGGAAAGCAGAAGGACUGCGCGAAAUUGACGACAGAGCUGCAACUGCUAUAUCUACAUUCAAAAAAGAUGUUGAUAACAGUACAAACGUGGCUUUGUCUGACAUAGAACAGACUAAGACUACAGCGAUACUGAACAUAAAUGAGGAGAAACGGAGCGCCUUGUCUGAUAUAAAAGAAGCAAAGAGGGAAGCUGAACAGGACUUUAAGGAUAACACUAAAGCUGCCUUGUCUGAACUAGAACAGGCAAAAAAAGGGGCUUCACGGGGCGUUAACGAAAGCGCAAAAGAUGCCUUGUCCAAAUUAGAAGACGCAAAGAAAGAGGCUGAACAGGGUGUUAAAGAACGCACAAAAGAUGCAUUGUCAGAGUUAGAUAAAGCCAAGAAAGGGGCUGCACAGGACGUUGAAGAAAGCACAAAAGAUGCCUUGUUUGAAUUAGAAGAAGCAAAGAAAAGGACUGCACAGGACGUUGAAGAAAGCAAAAAUGAUGCCUUAUCCGAAUUAGAAGAAGCCAGGCAAGGGGCUUCACAUGACGUAAAAGAAAUCACAAAAGCUGCCUUAUCUGAAUUAGAAAAAGCAGGGAAAGACGUUGCUCAGGACGUUAUGGAAAGCACAAAAACUGCUUUUUCACAAUUAGUAGAAGGAGGAUCUGAAGUAAAAAGGAAAGCCGCUAAUGUAUUGUUUUUAAGAAGAGACAGGGAAAUGGAAGAUGAAUCAGAAAGUGAAGCAAGGGAACCUCCGAGAAAGAAACUACGCACGAAGAAGCGUAUGCCCAAUAUAAAGAAGGAUCUGAAGGAAGAUUUGAUAGCCCUCUACAGGCAUCAGUACCAUUUACUGCCUCUAUCACCCCUGAUAGAAGAACAAGACACUCCUCUAUUGAAGUUUUACGUCAUGCCGGACAUCAAUUCAGUGGAAAUCCAGAGGUCGUUUGGAGGUGGCAACGAAAUUAAAUCAAAGGUCACCUCAUUGCGUGAUGUGUUCUACAAGAAAAACAAAACGUGUCGUGAAAUUUACCUUACUGCAGAUGCUGGGUUCGGGAAAACUGCAUUUAGUAAGCGACUCGUUUUGACCUGGUGUCAAGCCAAAAAGCGUAUCGAAAGUGAUCAAAAAUUCUUUAAGGAGGAAGAUAUUCAGGCAAUGUCAGAGUUUGAAUUUGUGUUCUUGUUGUCAUUGCGCGAUUGUUUUAAGGAAUGCGACAUUGAUGAGAUGAUCGUUAAACAAGUAAUUCCGCGGUUGGCGCACACUUCUGUAACUGUAAGCGACAUAGAAACUAUUAUUUCUAAGGGUAAAGGCUUAGUAAUUCUGGACGGUUUAGAUGAGUGGAUACACCCUGAGACCAUUUGUAGGCUAGGACCAAGUGACAUUCCACACAGGAAAGCUAGGGAAUCAUGUACAAUCCUCACAACAACUAGACCGUGGAAGUUGAGUGUCAUCAGUUUAAGUUCAAGUCAAAUAGAUCAAAAGUUGGAACUUGUCGGAUUUAACAAUACGUCUGCUAAAGAUUUAAAGAAAAAUGUAAUCUCACUUCUGACUGGUGACAAUGACGAAGAAAAACACAUUCAGGACUUUAAUACCACUGUGAAACGUAAAGGCAUUUCGGAUUUGGAAGUAAUUCCGCUUCUACUGAUGUAUCUUCUGUGUUUAUGGUGUGAUGGAAUAGAUCUAGGAAGAUCUAAAUGUGUAUUGUACUGCCAAAUUGUUGAACUGCUCCUGAAACGAACGUUUAAAAAAUAUACAGCCCUGCUACAGGCGCGCGAACCGGCCCAAGGUGAUAUCCCACAAUAUUUCAGAGAACAUGUACAUUGUAAGAAAAACUGCACCCUUCUGCAAGCUUUAGGACAAUUAGCAUUUGAAACAUUAUUCAGUGAAAAACGUGAAAGCACGCUGGUAUUUAGUCAGUCGGCCACUGAAAGAUAUUUAAGCAAAGAUGAUUUGAAGUUAUGUCUUCUCUCAGGAAUAUUAACACAAAGUAAGGAAGUAAAAUUAGCCAGUGAAAGUUAUAAAGUUUCGUUUUCCCACAAAACAGUACAAGAAUAUUUCUGUGCCCUGUACAUUUGCUCCCAAAAUGAAAAUGAUGUUAAAGAAAUAGUCAAACAAAAAUUUAACAGUGUACAAAAUAUUCUUGAUAUGUCGGCAGUGUUUGUUUUCACCAGUGGAAUGAAUGCAGAAAUCAUGUCUUCAAUAUCACGCGAAUUAAUGUCUGUAAUCAGUGAAGAUCAAAAAACGAGAACAUACAGAUCUAUGACAAACUACGAUUCCAGGUACGUUAAUCCUCUGAGAGACAUACAAAACAUGUACAUUUCUUGUUUGAAAGAAAACCCGGACAACACUUCUCUUUGUUUCCAGGAUUUUAUCAUCGGUGGAGAAUGUCAACAAGAAAAUCACUUCUUGAAUUUAAAACAGCUGGUGAUACACAAUAAAAGAAAUAUUAAGUCAUUAAGUAUCAGAAUACAAGGCAUUCGUUGUUUACGUGAACUUAUCGAUCAGUGUGAACUUGGUGACCUGCACAGCGUCAAGAAAAUAUUUUACCGAGGAGAAUGCAAGGAAGCGGAAAUUAUUCGGUUGUUGACAAACAAGUCGUUGGAAUGUGUAACUGUUGUAUCACAUACAUGGCAAGGUAAUAACUUUAUACCCGAACUUAGUUCUUGUUCCAGUGAACUGUCUAAAACAUUUCAGAAUAUUUCUCAGUUACGAGCAAUUUAUAUCGAUUGUUUCAAGAUGGAGCACGAUGUGCUGAAGGAGUUUCUGAAUUAUAUUAUAAACAGAAAAUCAAUGGCGGAGAUUAGAUUGUACAACUUACACUGUGUCACACACGAUAUUUCCUGCGGAGAAAUGAAUUUGGACUUUUCCCAGCAUUCAGAUCUAAGGACGUUAGGAUUGAGCCAUAUACCUGUGUCACAAUUAAAAGUGAAUGUAUCGUCGUUAGAGGAUUGUACUGUAGGACAUUUAUCUAAACCCGGUCUGUUCACGUCAUUGCUGAGAGAGCUGCCAGCAGCCAGUAAACUACACACAUUUAUGUGUGGUUAUCUAAAAUCUUCCGGUGACAUUGAAACAUUGCUGCAGACAUUACCAUUGUUAGUUCCAGUGAAAGAAGUUACGUUGUGGUAUAUCAACCUAGGUGAAAGGUCACUGUCUCUGUCACCGGAAAUGGUGAAUAUACAGUUUGUUUACUUGUAUGAGGUAACAAUGUCUGGUUCAUCAUUACAUAAUCUAGUUAAGGUAGUAGAGAAACUUCCACACUCAGUGACAGUAAGAAUGAUAGAUUGUAAUAUAACACCGGAAACAGAAUUUGCAGACGUUAAAAAAUAUAUAAAAACAUCGGAGAAUUUCGUGGUCACGUUUAAUGGAAUCAGUCAGUACGACACGUACGUGUUUGAGUUUCAAACAACUGAAGCUGGAAGUCGAGUACAUUAAGUUAACCAGUGGACUUGGACUGAUAGUGUAAAUAUUUGUAAAAGCAUUACUCAUUUAUUUAAAUAUAUGUAACAUAAAAACAAUACACAGUGACAUAUGACAUGUAUAUAUUUAUGCAGAGUUAAAAAUGGCCGCGGUGAAAUACACAUGGAAAUGAAUUCUGAGGAAUUUUUUUAAAAAAUGGAACCUAUAGUUUUGUACACAUGGAUGAAAAGAUGGAUAUUCUUCAUUAUUUGACACAAGUUGAGAAGAGACUUGCAGCGAGACUGGAGAUAGCACUGGAUGCCUGGACAAAAUAUUUAUAAUAUGGUCUGCUUGGUAAGAAAGAAGAUAAGGUUGAUACACAAUGGACACUGAUAUUUCACAGCAGCCCAGUCGGAAACAAAGCCUAUGAUUCAUGAGCAAUUCAUAACAAGUCAGUUGAUCUAUGUGAACCCACCAGUUCAAGAGUUAACAUAAAGCAGGAACUGUUUGGUUGGGAGGCCAUUGUUUAAAGUCUUCGAAGGAUUAAAAACUCUAGAUAUCAGGUGGGUUUUGACUUUGGAGUCUGACGCAUCAACGCAACCUAAAAGAAUAUACUGACAAAAGUCCCUGGUGGUAUCAAAUUCAUUGAAGAAUCCUAUUUUGCUAUACAGAAAACUGUUAGAAAAUUGAAGACUAUAUCACGGUAUGGUUGAGAUACCAGCCAUUGUAGGAUCUGACACUGGACGGCCUAAGCUACCAGAGGAUAGUUAGCUACUUACACAGAUGACAACACUUAAACAAAUCAAGUCAGCUAGAAAGACUUUGACACAUCAGAGACCCAGAAAGAGAUAGGUCCUAUCAUCGUACAGUUUGGUAAAGUACAGUCUAAGGUAACAUUGAAAUAUGGCUGCUGGCACAAGGAUGUUCUCAGUUGAUUUGGCAGUAUGUUGAGUAACGAGAUGACAGAGUUCCAUUCUCAUAUACAGAAGUCACGAUCAGAACCGAGAUGUGCAGUCUAUAGACACAGCAAAUACUUUUAAAGUUGUUUGACCGAUUACACAAGUACAGGCAUUGAAACGCAAGACGAAGUACUGGGAGAAACAAGUUGAUAUCUACAAAAAGGUCAGCAUAUCCUUGAGCAAAAAACUUUGGUUUCUGUUCCCAACUAACUGGCUGUAUGACAACAUUGAGGGUGAGUAGGGUGCCUCCACAAAUACCAUGAAGCUCAUUGAUGGUCCAGUACAGACGCAGGUAGCUCUGUCUGCAGAACGAUGAACAUUGUCUCCAAGGACAAGACGUAGAGGACAAGACCUCAGAGUAGUCCUUCUGGUAGACAGGGAGAAAGAUGAACAUUUUGGUGAGCCACUCCCUCCUGAUGAAGCACUGAAGGCUAUAACAAUGUGUGAGGACUUGAGGAAGACCUGGAAGAGAGACACAAUGUUGCCAAGGCAAAAGGAGGCUCUGGAAUUGGCAGAAUCUGAUCUGACAGAGCAGUGACGGUCUGUUGAACCAGAUGAAGGAAUUACCUGCUUGACUGAGAACUGGUUAAAGAUCUUUAAUGACAGAAAAAUGAUGGUCUGUCAAACCAGAUAUAGGAAUUACCUGCCGGACUGAGAGCUGGUUAUAGAUCCGACACAGCCUAGACGGUCGGUUGAACCAGAUGUAGGAAUUACCUGCCGGACUGAGAGCUGGUUAUAGAUCCGACAAGGCAUUGACGGUCGGUUGAACCAGAUGGGGGAAUUACCUGUCGUACUGAGAGCCGGUGCUUUAUAUGAACAUGUGAAAUGAUUGCAUCAAGGAUUUGCAAAGGCGAAUGUGUUGGUGGUUGAGCUGAAGACAGAUGCUUUGAAGGAACGUCAAUGGAAACAGUUGACACGUCGUCUUGGAGUAUAAUCUUACCUUGGGUCAUGUAUGGUAUAAACUUACUGAAGAAUGAACAUAUUGUCAAGAAUGUAGACCUCGUUGCAGAAGGAGAAUUAAAUGGCAUUAGAGCUGCUCUUGAAACAAGUGAGUGAGGCAUGGAGAGCAUAUGCGCUGGAUAUGGUGAGCUACCAGGGUCGUUGUAGAUUGGUCCGAGGCUUGGAUGGCUUCUUUAACAAAUUCAAGAACACAUCUGCAGUAUAAUAGCAAUGAAACUCUCCCCUUAUUACAAGACUGGCAUUUGAAAUGAAAGUAACUCUAGCAAAACCCGCAACCACCAGACAUCUCAAGGCUUUGAUUGGUAUAAUUUCAGCACUUUGAUUAGGAUGGAUAGAUAACUUGGACAGGUGAGACAGUCAGUUUAUCUUGGGGGCAUCUAAACUGAGAGGCAGAUAUACAACCUUUUUUGCCUGAAGAAACACAGAGGUUCCAGGAUGUGCGUACUGAGUUCCUGGCAUUGAUGAAACGGUUGCUAAGUCUCCCCUGGUUAUGGAUGUACUGAACAUUCUCAGCUUCUAGAGAUAGCUGGAGAGGCUGUAAGAGCUGCUUGAAAAGUUACAGAAAGCUCUCGGAGAAUAUCUUGAGAGGGAGAGAGCUUCCCAAGGAAUUUUGUUGGAGAUAAGAGGUCAUUGGUAACAGUAAGACUAUAGCUAGGCUACAGAUACAGGAUGUUUGCUGUGGAAGCUUCUAUCAAUCUGGAAAGUAGAUCCCUCGGAAGCACCGAGAACAAUGCAAAGAGUGAAAAUUGCAGACUCAAAAAAAAUCUCACAAUUCCUGGGACAGGUCUUCGAAGGAGUCUUGAAUUUUGUGUUUGUUACACCAGUAUCUAUUGCCAAGAAUCCAAAGAUGAAUGAAUGGCUGACAUGUACAGAGAAGGGCUGUUGGUUCAAGCUGUUAAAAAUGUUUCUACUUUCAAAACUGGAAUGAUCAUUGAUCCAGCCUAGUAUCUUCUCUGGGUAGAUAAAUACCAGGCCCAGUUGGUAGUAUUAGCCUCACAGAUCUCUGAGUCAGAAGGUGUGGAUGUUGCUCUUGCUCAACCAUCAAGGGAGGCAAUGAUCUUGGACCACACAAGGAUGUAUCCUAGGGUCUAUUGAGUCCACACUGAACAUCUUGCCAGACUCUGUAUCACAGGAACACCUACCUGUUCGCAGGAAGAAACUCGAACAUCUGGCACAUGUUUGCAGAUCAAGAAAAGCUCUGGAGACAUAUAUGCUUAUGAAAGAAUGCGACAAACAAUUAGGAAACAACUUCGAGAUGAUCCUGGGGUUCAGGCCAUUAGACAAAAUACAUAUACCAUUCUAAUUGAAGGACAAUUCGUAUUAUACUGGAAAAUCCAGUAAUCUUUGAGAAAAAUGUCUUUGACUAAAAAGAGGUUAUUACCAUGUACUAGUCAUCAUAUUCUGUUUUAGUUAAUAGGUAUAAAUUAUUUGAAAGAAAGUAUAUUCACUGCAAAAUGCUGACAUUUUGGGUCAAAGGUAUUUAAAGAUGACAGAUUUGACGCUAUAUUCACUGUAGAAUGCUGGUAUUUUGGGUUAUAGGUAUUUGAAGAUAAUAGAUUUGACCCCAUAUUCACGGCAGAAUGCUAACAUUUUUGGUCAUAGGUAUAUGAGGAUGAUCGAUUUGGCCCUAUAUUCACUGUAGAAUGCUGACAUUUUGGGCCAUAGUUAUUUGAAGAUGAUAGAUUUGACCUUAUAUUCACUGCAGAAUGCUGACAUUUUGGAUCAUAGGUAUUUGAAGAUGAUAGAUUUGUACCUAUAUUCACUGCAGAAUGCUGACAUUUUGGGUCAUAGGUAUAUGAAGAUGAUAGAUUUGGCCCUAUAUUCACUGCAGAAUGCUGACACUUUGGGUCAUAGUUAUUUGAAGAUGAUAGAUUUGGACCUAUAUUCACUGCAGAAUGCUGACAUUUUGGGUCAUAGGUAUUGGAAGAUGAUAGAUUUGACCUUAUAUUCACUGUAGAAUGCUGACAUUUUGGGUCAUAGGUAUUUGAAGAUGAUAGAUUUGACCUUAUAUUCACUGCAGAAGGCUGACAUUUUAGGUCAUAGGUAUUGGAAGAUGAUAGAUUUGACCAUAUAUUCACUGUAGAAUGCUGACAUUUUAGGUCAUAGGUAUUUAAAGAUGAUAGAUUUGACCCUAUAUUCACUGCAGAAUGCUGAUAUUUUGGGUCAUAGGUAUUUGAAGAUGAUAGAUUUGACCCUAUAUUCACUGUAGAAGGCUGCCAUUUUGGAUCAUAGGUAUUUGAAGAUGAUAGAUUUGACCCUAUAUUCACUGUAGAAGGCUGACAUUUUGGAUCAUAGGUAUUUGAAGAAGAUAGAUUUGACCCUAUAUAGUUUUGAUGCAGUGUCUUGCUUAACAUUAGAAUUAUUUUUGUAAUUAGAGCAAAAUGAUAUUGUAACAAUUACAUAGGUUUUUGAAAGCAGAUAUUUAAUAUUUUAGUCGGCUCACAAAGUAUGUACUCAGAAUUUCCAUGUGAAAAGCGCGUUUUGACUAUAUUAUGAAAAGUCCAAUGAGGACCUUCUACCUGUCAAUGACCAGCUCUUAUUAAAGCUGCAUGGCUCGAGAUUUAUGUCAUUCUUCUCUAACCCUUACACUGAUGAAUUAUUAUUAAAAAUGAACUUGCUUACCGAAAACGAUACUGACUGAAUGGCAAACAGUGCAGAUCUUGAUCAGACUGUACAGAUAUGAAGACUGAUCAUGAUCUACCCUGGUUGCAAAAGGCAGAAUCAAUCAUGUCCUGAGCAUGAUAAGGGUAAUUACAUUCAUACAAUCAAGCUGUUUGUAGAAUAUGUAGAAAAGCCAUCCAAAGUGUUAUUUACACAAUAGAAAUGCAUUGUUCAGUUGAAGACAUUCGGCUUUAUUAGCUCACCUGAGCAAUGCUCAGGUGAGUUCUUCUGAUCGCUCGAUGUCCGGUUUCUGUCGUCUGUCAACAUUUAGAUUGUGUAUGCGAUAGAGGCUGUAUUUUUCAACUGAUCUUCAUAAAAUUUGGCCAGAAUGAUAACCUUGAUGAAAUCUAGUUCAAGUUUGAAUAGAGGUCAUCUGGGGUCAAAAGUAGGUCACUAGGUCAAAUCAAAGGAAAAGCUUGUAUAUGCGAUAGAAGCUGUAAUUUUCAAUUGAUCUUCCUAUAAUUAAGGCAAAAUGAUAACCAUUAUAAAAUCUAGGCCGAUUUUGAAAAUGGGUCAUCUUGGGUCGAAAACUAGGUCACUAGGUCAAAUCAAAGAAAAUCCUUGUGCAUGCGAUAGAGGCUGUAUUUUUUCAAUUAAUCUUCAUGAAUUUUGGUCAGAAUGAUUGUUUCAAUUAAUCUUCAUGAAUUUUGGUCAGAAUGAUUGUUUUGAUGAAAUCUAGGUCAAGUUUGAAUAUUGGUCAUCUGGGGUGAAAAAGUAGGUCACUAGGUCAAAUCAAAGGAAAAGCUUGUAUAUGCGAUAGAGGCUGUAAUUUUCUAUUGAUCUUCCUAUAAUUAAGUCAGAAUGAUAGCCUUGAUGAAAUCUAGGACAAAUUUGAAUAUGGGUCAUAUUGGGUCAAGAAAUAGGUCACUAGGUCAAAUCAAAGAAAAACCUUGUGUAUGCAAUAGAGACUGUAUUUUUCAAUUGAUCUUCAUGAAAUUUUGUCAGAACAAUUGCCUUGAUACAAUCUACAUAAAGUUUGAUUAUGGGUCAUCUUGGUUCAAAAAGUAGGUCGCUAGGUCAAAUUAAAGAAAACCCUUCUGUAUGCAAUAGAGGCUGCAUUUUUCAAUUCAUCUUCAUGAAAUUUGGUCAGAAUGAUUGCUUUGAUGAAAUCUAGGUCAAGUUCGAAUAUGGGUCAUCUGGGUCAAAAAGUAGGUCACUAGGUUAAAUCAAAGGAAAACCUUGUGUAUGCGAUAGAGGCUAUUUUUUUCAACUGAUCUUCAUGAAAUUUUGUCAGAAUGAUAGCCUUGAUGAAAUCUAGGUCAGGUUCGAAUAUGGGUCAUCUGAGUUUAAAAACUAGGUCAAAUCAAGGAAAAACCUUGUGUAUGCAAUAGGGGCUGCAUUUUACACUGGAUUUUCAUAAAAUCUGGUCAGAAUGGUUGCCGUAAUGAAAUUUAGAUCAAGUUCGAAUAUGGGUAGUCUGGGGUCAAAAGCUAGGUCACUAGGUCAAAUCAAAGAAAAACAUUAUGUAUGCAAUAGAGGUUGUAUUUUUCCAUUGAUCUUCAUGAAAUUUGGUCAGAAUGAUAGCCCUAAUGAAAUCUAAAUCAAGUUCAAAUAUGGGUCAUCUUGGUUCAAAAACUAGGUCACUAGGUCAAAUCAAAGAAAAUACUUAUUUAUACUUAAAAUGUCUGCUCCAAUUUUAAUGAUAAUUUGUCAGAAUAUUUUUUCCAUGAAAUCACUAUGUCAAACAUGUUAACCCUGUUAUGGUGUGUUGUGGGCCCAGUUGUUCGAAACUUUUACAGUUGAUUAAGCUAACAGUCGAUUAACUUUUAAAGUAAUAUUUCAACAUUUUAGAACACUUAGAAAAACAAAUGUAUGACUUAAGGAUUAUGAACACUAAAAUGUCUUUACAGCAAAAUUAAAACAUCAUUCUAGUGUUUACCACCGAGACUAGUAUUUUAAAUCAAACUUUAACAGGCGAUUAGUUUAACAGUCUGUGUUUCCCAGGUGAGCGACCUAGGGCCAUCUUAGCCCUCUUGUUAGAUAUCAUAUUCAUGAAAUGUCAACCUUAAUGAUACUGAUUUAUGGCUAUUUGAUAUAUGUUGCUAGCUAUUGUAUAUAUAUAUAUAUAUAUUUUUUUUUAUUGAAAUGUUUAUUUAACAGAUUGUACUUUCAGUUUUAUAUAUAAUUGCAUGACUUCUUUUUGUUUUUUUGGUGGUCAAUAUUAUACACUUAUUGAAUGGUUUCCCGGUCAGUAGUAAAACUAUACCCUUGAGGUCUGAAAGACUCAGUGCCUUAGUUAAUAUUAUCUGUGUCUUCGUGUCUUCAGGCUAUAGUAAGUAAGUAAGUAACAACUUUAUUUAACGAGGCUACACAUUGGGUGUCAAAGCUACAGUUUUGACUAUAGGCUGGGAAGCCAUUCAAUAAAUUUAUUAUCAAGACUUUGAGAAAAAGUAAUGUGCAAGAUAACUGAGAUAAAUUCUAACUUUGACAUAACUAGUAUUUCGUAUAAAAGGGAGCUAUGCUGGAAUUGUUUUGUCAUUUUGGCAAAUCCGUCCGUUCCAAAUUAUUCAUGGAAAUAGCUUUAAAACUACUUAAGUCAAUUAAACAGCAUAAUUGCAGUCAGCUAUUUUCAAUGACUCUUUUUAUAUCAAUAAAAGAACAAAUGAAAAUUGGUAUCUCGGAAUUGCUUAUCUCGGAAUUGCUUAUCUCAAAGCUAAGGUUACCUCUGAGAAGUGUUCAUUUGCUGUCAAAAUUCAUUGUUCCUAUAAUGUAUAACUUGUAUCUUCAUUCUGUUUAUGGAAAGUUAGAUAUUCUUCAAAUUCCAGUGUGUCAGUGUGAAUGCUAUGUUCCUUCUAUGAGUUUGCAAGAAUUUACAUCUUAACGCGGCAAAAUUAUUUUCAAAUUAGUGCGUUUCAAAUUGUUCAGCACUCGCAAAAUAUUCAUUAAAUGUUUAUGUAAUGUACAGAAAGACAUACGGCAAAAAAAUGUUGUACCUAGUAUUAUUAUAAGUCCAAAACAGUUUUUCUUUGUGUAAAACUACCAUUCCCUUGGAUUUUGAGAUACCAAGUUACCUUUAUUUAAAUUGAAUGUUUCUUAACCCAAUGGUAGAUGUUAUUAAAUGAAAUUAUACAGAACAGGAAUCAUCAAUCUGUCUUGAAAAAUAGCAUCAGUCGCAUCAAAAUAAUGUUUAGAUCGUAUGACCAAGGUCUAUGUGAUCGAGGUCGAGGUCACAAUUAGAGGUCAGUGAUUAAAUUCGUGUUCAUUCUUCUUAACCACUGGAAGGAUUGUGACCACUCUAUGUCCGUCAUCAGUUGUGCGCCCGUCAACAAUAUCUAAAAGAAUAUUCUUUUGAAAACCACUGGGCAGAAUACAUCAAACUUCACAGGAAUGAUCCUUGUGUGCCCCCCUCCCCCCUUUCAAAAUUUUACAACAAAUUGAAUUCCAUACAGAACUCUGGUUGCCAUGGCAAUCGAAAGGAAAAAGUUUAAUAAUCUUGUCCAAAACCACAAGGCAUAAAGCAAGGGUGGGUGGCGUCCAAAAGCAUGUCUGCUCUCUAAGUUUCAGUUUUCAUCCAGUCUUCACCAAGCUUCCUGACAUUAUGUUUGUGGGAAUAGUAUCUCGGCCAAGGUAAAUAACCAGCGCACUCUCAGAUUAUGGCCCUUGAAUCAAGCAAAAUCCGAUGACAGGCGUAUUUUGUGACAGUCAGGCCCUCUUGUUCAGAAGAGUCAUGACCCUUGAUUUGUCAGUUCUUUGAUGUCUUUACAACUUCUUAACCACUGGUUGGAAUUCCACCAACUUUUACAGGAGUGAUCACUGCAAAGCCUAGUAGUUCAUUAAUGGCCUUUAAAUUUUGGCAUUUUACAAUGUCUGUGUAAUAAGUGAUGGGAGAUUUUGUUUUUUUGUAAGAAAACAGUGUGUAGUUGCUCAGUAUUUAUUUAAUGCCUUUAUUAAUGUUGACAUGUAUCAAAUGUUCUGAAAUGAUUGAAUGAUAGCAUUCAGGCUCUGGAUGGACAUUGUAUUAAUUGUUUGAUCAGCAAGUUAAUAGAUUUAGGUUUAGGUUUAACGAAAUGGAAUUCAGUCGUAUGUCCCCUACUGGUUGAAAACCAGUUUUAGGGAUUUUAGGAUUUUGUCGCGCUUCAAGUCCUUUUAUCCAUCAAUCUGUGUUCGUCGGCAAUUUUUAUUUUGUGACUGAAUCUUUGAAAUUGAACUCUAUUUUGUUAGAACUAAAUCUUUUAACUCUAGGUCACACUUAUAGAAAAAUGCCAACAGGACUUUUUCCUAUCCAGUCUUUAAGUCAACAGUUCAUCAAAUGAUUUUACCGGUAAUAAUGCUUGGCACAAAUAUUCCCUACAAGAUGUUGCAUACAAAACUUCCAGACCCCUAGCCUAAAGGUCAAUAAUCACACUUAAGAGGUCAAAGGUAAACUUUGCAUUUACAGUAUCUGUUUUUGUAUGCUCAUCCUUUUAAGGGAUUUUUAGCUUGACUAUAUGAGUUAUGGAGAGCUAUCCUACUAAACCUGGCAUCGGCUUCAUUCCAGGUCUGCCCCUUGGUUAAAGUUUUGAUGCACUUUCUCUUUAUCUCUGUUGAAUUACUUGAUGGAUUUGUUUCAAACUCAAAAUAAUUUUCCCCAUCAUCAUCCACAUCAUAUGCCAUAGGGGCCAUAACUCUUGCACCAAUAUUUCAUGAUUUAUCCCCCUUUUUACAUAGAUUUUCAGGUUAAAGUUUUGAUGCACUUUCACUCUGUCUCAGUUAUUACUAAAUGGAUAUGAUUCAAAUUUAAAAUGUUUGUUCAACAUCAUCACUCACAUCAUAUGACACAAGGGCCUUAACUCUUACAUCAAUAUUUCAUGAAUUAUCCCCCUUUUACUUAGAGUAUAAGGUUAAAGUUUUCAUGCACUUCCUCUCUAUCUCAUUUAUUCCUAAAUGGAUAUGAUUCAAACUUAAAACAGUUGUUAAACGUCAUCACUCAACAUCUUGUGACACAAGGUCCAUAUCUCUUAAACCAAAAUUUUCCUGAAUUAUCCCCCUUUUACUUAAAAUUUCAGGUUAAAGUUUGCAUGCACUUUCACUCUAUCUGUUAAUACUACAUGGAUUUUGUUCAAACUUAAUAGUUGUUCCACCUUAUCAUCCACAUCAUAAGACACAAGGUCCAUAACUCGGCACAAAUAUUUCAUGAAUUAUGCCCCCUCUGUUGAAAAUUAUGCGAAUUUAAUGUUUUGAUACACUUUAUCUUUUUCUCCCUUAUUACUUAAUACUUUUGACGCUAAUUCAAGCUAUUGUCCAAUAUCUUCAUCCACAUUGGAGUCAUUCUACACUCCAGUGACAGCUCCAGCUUCCACAGAUGUGCCCAGUUUCCAGCAUCGAAUAGUCAAGCGCGCUAUCUCCUGUGACAGCUCUUGUAAUAUUACUCAGCACAAAUGUUCCCAUUAAUUAGACCAUGUGUCAUGUGCAAAACCAGGACUCCUUGCUCAAAGGUAAAGGUUACACUUUGAGGUCAAAGGUCAAUAGUUUUUGAGUUUGUUUUUUUUCCUUUUGGUCUGUACCAUUGUGUUGCAUUAAAUGAUUUGAUUCUUUUUAGUAUAAAUGUUCCCUGUAAUGAGACACCAUGUCAUGCAGAACACCCAGACCCCUAGCUCAAAGGUCAAGGUCACAUUGAGUUCAAAUAUCAUUAGGUUUUUUUUUCCUGUACAAUCACUACUACUUUACAUAAAUGUUCAAUAUAAUGAGAUGUGUCAUAUGCAACACCUGAACCCCUAGCUCAUAAGUCAAGGUCACACUUGAAGCUCAAAAUUCAGUAGUUUUUUUCCUGUCAGGUCCAAAAGUAGGGAUUUUGAUAUAAUUUCACAUAAAUGUUACCUAUAAUGAAAGGACUUGUCAUGCGUAAUACCCAGACCCAAAAGCAGAGAGGUCAAGUUCAUACUUCGAGGUAGAAAGUCAGUAGGUUUAUAUUUCACCUCUACCAUCAGUUAAGUAAUUUUUAUUUUACUUGGCUAAAAUGUUCCUUGAAUGAGACAACAGGUUGUGCACAACACCCAAGUUUUAUCUUAAAGUUCAAGGCCACACUCGGAUGACAAAGGUCAAAAUGAUGAUUCCUGUCUGGUUCAAAACUUUGUUAACCAUCAGUGGGUCUUUACCAAGUUCAUUACUUGGUAUGAACGUUCCUCAUAAGUUGCUUUGUCAUGCCUAACAGCCAAAUCCUUCACUUAAAUGUCAAGUUGACGUUUUGAGGUCAAAAUUAACAUAUAUUUUUUCUUGUCAUGUUUAAAAAUUUUAAUCUUGUCCUUUCUGCAGCUUUUUCAUCCCUGCAAGAUAUUUAAAUAACUUUGUAUAAAUUUUCAAAACAUUAACCGUAUGUGUCAUAUGAACCCAAUUAAAAAGAAUUGUUGGCAUAUUUUCUUCAGAAUUACUUCCCUUUAAUUACAUUUUCACCUACCAAUUGAACAAGAGUGGGAGACUGUCACAAAAUACGCCCGUCAUCGAAUUUGGCCUAGUUCGAGGGCCUUAAUCCAAGAGUGUCUAGGGCGAUUUGACUGGUUAUCAAACUUGGCUGAGUUAUUUUGCCCACAAACAUUGUCAGCAAGUCUGGUGAAGAUCAGAUGAAAAGCGUUCGACUAAGAAAGCAGACAAGGCUAAAUUAGCAGAUUUCUAGUAAUUCAAGGAUCAUAAUCCAAGAGUGCCUAGGGCAAUUUGGCUGGUUAUCGAAGUUGGCUGAUAUAUAAAGCCGACAAACAUUAUCUGCAACUUUGUGGAGGAUUGGAUGAAAAGCGUUUAACUUAGAGAGCAGACAAGGCUAAAUUGGCAAUUUUUCAAGUAAUUCAAGGGCCAUAAUCCAAGAGUGCCUUGGGUGAUUUUGCUGGCAAUCGAGCUUGGCCGAGAUAUUAUACCCCCAAACAUUGUCACCAUGUUAAGUUUGAUGAAGAUUGGAUGAAACUGUUCGACUUAAAGGGGAGACAAGGCUAAUUUUGCAGAUUUUCGAGAAAUUCAAGGGCCAUAACUCAAGAGUGCCUGGGGUACUUUGCUUGUUAUCGGACUAGGUUGAGAUAUUAUACCUACAAACAUUGUAACCAAGUUUGCUAAAGAUCGGAUGAAAACUGUUCGACUUAGAGGGCGGACAAGACUAAAUUUGCCUAUUUUGAGUAAUUCAAGGGCCAUAACUCGAGAGUGCCUGGAGCGAUUUAGCUGGUUACCGAACUAGGCCGAGAUAUGCCCACAGACAUUGUCACCAUGUUUGGUGAAGAUCGGAUGAAAACUGUUCGACUUAGAGAGUGGACAUAUUUUUGGAUGCCGACCACCCCAGUUUUUCAGAGACGGGCGUAUAAAAAAGGGGCCUUUUUUAAAAAUACUUGUUUUAUUUAUAGAUGCUUUAAGCAAUUAACAUUUGUUGAUGUUUAUGUAAAUUUAAACCCAAACAUUGUUUUUGGCUCACAUGACCACAAAGUCCUCAUGGUGAACUAUUAUGAUCAUGCUGUGUCCGUCGUUCGUCAUGCAUCCGUCCGUCUGUCAAGUCGUCUGUCAGUUGUCAACAAUUUUGUUCAAACAACAUAUCUUCCAAAACCAUAGAAUGGAUUUUAAUGAAACUUGGUCAUAAUGUUACUAAGGUGCCCUGGUGGUCUUCUGCCAAAGUUGUUCAAACGGUUCAACUUGGUUGCACAAAGGGGCAGACAGAGGUAAAAAUAGAAGAAAAAAACUUCAAACGUCAUCUCCUAAACCAAUGGUCCUAUUUUAAAAUAAUUUUACACAAAUGGUCCUUGUGUCACCCCCGACCAGUUUUGCUCAAAUUAAACCGAUUCGUCAAAAAACAUGACCGCCAGAGGGCAUGGUCCCUUUACCUUAUAUGUAUAUAGGGGAAAUCAUAAAAAUCUUUAGUGACAUUGCUGGCCCGAUUUUGAAAUUAUUUUACACAAGUGGUCCUUGUGUGACCCUCUAACAAGAUUGUUCAAAUUAUAGAUUUGUCAAAAAACAUGAGCACCAGAGGGCGUGGUCACUUUUCGCCAUAUGUAUUGUCCUAUUUUAUUGAACUGUCAAAUGCAUAUUGAUUAAAUGGGCGGUGCAUAUAAUAUUUUAAUCUUCGGUUGAUUUUCGGUACAUUCCGUUUAGUAUACGGAAAGUAACCAGCAAAAAAAAAUGGUUUAUUUUUAAAGCGUGUAUACGUAUAUACGCAAGUCACGAUAGAUCAGUGGUCAUCGUCAAUAGCUUGAAACCUGGAGUUCGUAAGAUCGAUACCGUUCAGUAUCUGAGUUGUUUUUUUUCCACAAAUUUCAACAAACACUCUGUACAUGUACAUUUUUAUCCAGUAUUUCCUUCAUUGUAUUUUCACAAGUUUUUUUUUUUCAUUUUUAUCUCUUUCAUUAAUUUCUGAUUUAUAUAUAUACUUUUUUAUGUAUUUUUUUCACAGUUCAUUUCACGACUAUACAAAUUUCAUAAAUAUGAAUUACAACUAGCUAAAUUCAUCAUUCAGUUUCAUUCGCGGUGUGGGUACUGCUGUCAUCGAAGUCAUAUAAAUCAUAUAAAUAAUUGAAAAUGAGAAAUAAAAAAUGUGCUCGCUGAUGGGCUCGAACCAGCGAUUUCCCGCAUUCGAGCCAAAUGCUGUAACCACUGAGCCACAGAUACGAUUGAUGAGAGUGUGUUUCACUUACAAUACUAAUAAUGAUAUUUAGACAGUUUACCAAAUUUUUUUCCCGUAAAACAUACGGAUAGCACCGAAGUUGGGCCGAAUAUUAUAAUAUCGAAUGCACAGAGCGUGUAAUGUAUGCAUAUUUGACAGGUUAAAAAAAUAGCACAAUAUAUAGUGGAAAUUUUAAUAAAAACCUUCUUGUGUGAAACUGCUGGCUGAAUUUUAGAAUAAUUUUACACAAAUGGUCCUUGUGUGACCCAUUACCAAGAUUGUUCAGAUUAUUUUGAAUUUUCAUAAAUUAUUGCUGCCAGAGGACAUGGUCACUUUUCCCUGUUGUAUAAAAUGGAAACUUUAAAAAUAUUCUUGUGUGAAAGUGUUAGCCAGAUUUUGAAUUAAUUUUACACAUAUGGUUCUUGUUUGACCUCCUUCUAUAGAUUCGUCAAAAAACAUGGCCGCCAGAGGGCAAGGUCACUUUUCAUCAUUAAUUUCUUUAAACAACAUGAAUUUAGAUGAAACUUCACACAAAUGAUACUUGGGUAGCCCUCUUUCAAAGUUAUUCAAAUGGUUUCGGUUCAUUGCACAUACCUGUCUUUUAAGUUAUAAAUAGAUUUUCAGCUAUCGGACUUUAAAUAUCCUGUUCUGGAGAGCUUUGAUAUUUGGCAUGUGAUGUAUGGGUUUGACUGUCAACCAUACUAGUCCAAAUUAUUGCCCUAACGUAAAUAAAAAUGGCCACGCCCCUGUGUCUGACAUGUACUUUCUAUAUGCUUUUAUAUAAGAAACUUUGAAAAUCAAUUAUAGUUAGAACCUUGAUAUUUGGCAUGUGAUAUCUGAUUUGUAAUUUCUACCGUAAUUGUUCAAAUUACUGCCCUUUGUUCAAAAAUGUGUUUGACAUGUAUAUAAUAUAGGCUAACUUAAAAAACCUAACUCUGUACUUAAAGCCUUGUACACAGGUGAGUGAUUUAGGGUUAAUGACCCUCUUCUUUAUGAUAUAGUGUACAUAUACCAUAAAGUUGUAUAUACAUGUACAUCAUGGACACAUGUCAAAACAUUAGGUUAUACUGCAGUUGAGAUAACUGUAGCCAUCCUAAUAGGUGAAUUUGUAUUGCAUGGCAAUACUUCAUUCACUGGUUGUUUAUAUCAUACAUAAUUAUAUUCAUUAAAGGUCAUUAUUAUCGUUAUGUAUAUAUUCAAUUUAUGAUGAACUUUUGUUGAUAUUUCAGUGUUUCUCCUCAUUAAUAUGACCUAUGCCAACUGUGCAAUAUCGGUUUUACUUGUUGGAAAAGACAUGCUUUUAUGUGAUAACUUUAUUUGUAAAACAGUAGUUUAUGAAAUACAUUUUAUUGUUUGCUCAAAUUACGUAUUCAGACUCUAUGGUUGUCAAAUGCUUGUAUAUAUUUUAUUUUUAUGACAACUAUUAUGCUUGACUAUAUAAAAGAACUAUGUAUGACAUAUAUUUUGCAAAAUAAAAGGCAAAAUUAUGUGAAUACUUAAUUUAAAAUGCAUAAAAUAUGAAGAUAAUUAAAAUGUGAAGAUAAUUAAAAUGUGUUAUUGAG
Mercenaria mercenaria is the source of this 19046-nucleotide messenger RNA. RefSeq lists its product as uncharacterized. Bases 157 to 4395 code for a protein of 1412 amino acids. The record is from RefSeq and is a predicted model, not a curated record. The transcript has 23 exons. NCBI's taxonomy places the organism in Eukaryota, Metazoa, Mollusca, Bivalvia, Venerida, Veneridae.